CUCUCACUAGUCAAGAACAUUUUAAACUAAUUAGCAUUUUCUUUUAAUAAUAACUAUGUACGCGGUGAUCCGAAUGGAAUUAAGUGUGUAAAUUGUGUGCGGCGUUUUUUUAGAAAUAUUUCGAGAUGGUGGCUCGUAAUUUCGCGGUGCAAGACGUUUCGAAUUCUCGUCUUCUUCAGGAACCCGACGAUGACGACAACGGUUUUAUUACUUUGCAGGAACUUAAGCCGGUCAUCGUGCAACAAAGCAUGCAGUCGUACCAGCGCAGUUACUACGAACUGCCCAAUAUGAUAGAUGAUCCCUGUUCUUCAAGCCUGUCGUUCCAAUCCAAUCAAAACUCGUCAUCGGCAAUAGACGACAAUAGUUCCGUAUCCUGUUCAAACAACAGAAAAAGAAAAACUUAUUUUCCGGUCGACAAUGAUAUUAAAGAUGAUUGCGGUGAAGAUAACAAAUCUAUCAAAUCCAACGAUGAAAACAAAAAACAAAACCACAGUGAAGUGGAGAAACGUCGAAGAGACAAAAUGAACACUUACAUUACAGAGCUGUCUUCGAUGGUUCCGAUGUGCCAUGCGAUGUCAAGGAAAUUGGACAAACUUACCGUUUUGAGAAUGGCCGUUCAACACUUAAAAUCUAUCCGGGGUGCUCUUCCCUCGUACACGGAGGGACAUUAUAAGCCUUCGUUGCUCUCGGACCAGGAACUUAAACAUGUAAUCCUGCAGGCAGCAGAUGGUUUUUUGUUCGUUGUGGGAUGCGACAGAGGAAGAAUCUUAUAUGUUUCAGAGUCUGUCUCUAAAGUACUCAACUAUUCGCAGGGUGAUCUUUUAGGACAAAGCAUGUUCGAUAUUUUACAUCCGAAGGACGUUGCUAAAGUUAAAGAGCAACUUUCUUCGUCCGAUAUUAACCCAAGAGAAAGGCUGAUCGAUGCAAAAACAAUGUUACCUGUAAAAACAGACGUUCCUCAAGGUGCUUCUCGCUUAUGUCCAGGUGCUAGGAGAUCUUUUUUCUGUAGAAUGAAAUGCAAUUCAUCUUCGCAAGUAAAAGAGGAGGCAGACACAACGACUGGAUACCACAGGAGGAAAAAAUAUAAUUCAGACAAAAAGUACAAUGUCAUCCAAUGCACCGGCUAUUUGAAGUCUUGGGCUCCAGCGAAGAUAGGUCUGGAGGAACAAGAGGAUGGUGACGGAGAAUCGUGUAAUUUGUCGUGUCUGGUAGCCAUAGGACGAAUUCUUCCACAUAUUUCCACAAUUGCUGCCAACUGUCAGGGCAGGCCCAAUGUAAAGCAGAUACAGUUUAUUUCGAGGCAUGCCUUGGAUGGAAAAUUUUUAUUUAUUGACCAAAGAUCAACAUUAGUUUUAGGCUUUCUUCCCCAAGAACUCUUAGGUACCUCCAUGUACGAAUACUUUCAUCACGAAGACAUCCAAUCUUUGGCAGAGUAUCAUAAAGUAGCGUUACAGAGUACAAAUGCAGUCACAACAGAAGUCUACAGAUUCAGAACAAAAAGCGGCAGUUUCAUCAAGAUUCAAAGCGAGUGGAAGUCGUUCAAAAAUCCUUGGACCAAAGAAAUUGAGAACUUUAUUUCUAAAAAUAAUUUAAUUUUGACUGAUUUUAGGACAGUUGAAAGCAGCGCCAGCCAAUCCGAUAGGAUAAGGGAAAAUAUCAAUUUUCUUUCACAACCUAAUGGAAAAGAUAUGCAUCUAUUAAUAAGUAACCACAUAGAAGUUAGUAAAAUUGGUAGACAAAUAGCUGACCAAGUAAUGGAUUCACAGCGACGUGGAGGAGAUUCUUCGUCUAGUAGUAGUCCAGACCCGGAAUCUUCGUUUUCUCUGCCGAUAUUACCUGGAGAUGCUCGUGUAUCACCAAGUAUUCAAAGUACAGAAGAACAAAAGCAUACUUUACUAUCCGAGUAUUCAGAUCCAAAAUUCUACGACAUAAGAAAUGUUCCUCUGUCUAGUGUAGCUACAGAUCCAAUUCUAGGUGGAACUACGGAUGAAGGAAUGAUGGAAAUGAUAGAAGACGAUACAACAAGAACAGAACGAGCUAACCCUACUUCUUCUGUGGAUGGAAACGACGAAGCAGCUAUGGCUGUUAUUAUGAGUCUAUUGGAGGCUGAUGCCGGUUUAGGAGGACCUGUGGACUUUUCUGGUUUACCGUGGCCAUUACCUUGACCAAAUUAAUUUCAUUAGUGUAAUUGUAUUUAUAUUCAAUUUUAAGUUUAUAAAUAAAAGUACAAAUGUUUUUAUUUUCAAAUACAGCAA
This is a messenger RNA of Diabrotica balteata, 2255 nucleotides long. The record is from the annotation of a GenBank genome assembly. Lineage: Eukaryota; Metazoa; Arthropoda; Insecta; Coleoptera; Chrysomelidae.